CAGGAGAUUUCUUUAUGUAUAUUCUUAAUGAGUACACGUCAUUACAAUCUCUUCAAUUGCAAGAGCAAAAUUCAAGAUAUCUUUUGACUUUGCUUCAUCUUAUUUUAUCAAUGAUUGAAAAUCUUGGAUAUGUUAUUCUGCAAAAACCCGGUCAAAUUAUUGCAUUUGUGAAUAAUGUAUUGGAGCGGUAUCAUCAGAAAGGUUGUGCGAUACAAGUUGCAAACGAAAAUAAAAAUAAAUUUAGUGAUCUGAAACAUAAAAUUCUUUCGGCUCAAGAUUUUAGUCUAUUAAUUUUAAUACAAAACAACCUUUCACUACAAAAUCAUCAUUCUCCUUCAAUUCGUUCACUUGCACGAAAUCUACAUUUAACUAUUUCAGCACGCGUUGCGUCAUCACAAACUUCAUCUGCUAGUAAUGAUUUUGAACAAAUUCACCGGCGAGAAGGUUAUAAAAAAUUUCAAGAAGCCAUGGAUGCCUUGCAAGAUGACAUAUUACCAAUUAAGGCACGUGGUCUUGUGAUACUUAAAGAAAUGGUUCUUGAGAAAGAUAUAAUAAUGGAGGAAGAAGAGAAUUUGAAUAGGGUUUUGGAUAUUUUUGUGAACAUGGUUCAAGAUGAGGAGAGUUUUAUAUAUUUUAAUGCCGUGAAAGGGUUAUCUGCAUUGACUGAUAUUCAUGGUGAAAAAAUUAUGAAAAAAUUGAUGGCAAUUUAUGUGGAUGGUUCUCAAAAUCUUGAUAAUCGACUACGUAUCGGAGAGGCUAUUUUGCAAACUAUUCAGCGAUGUGGAGAUGCACUUGGGAAAUAUAUAAUGGCACUUUUACCGCCAUUGUUGUAUGUACUGAACAAAGAGCAAAAUCAAACGUUAAAAAUAUCAGCGUUAAGCAUUAUCGGAUGUGCAUGUGAAACAUCUCCCCUGGCAUUAUCAACUUGGUUUAGAGAUGUCAUUGAUUGGGUCUUGAAUAUUUUGGAUAUUCAAAAAGAAAUUGAGGUUCGAAGAGCAUCUAUUGUUCUAUUGAUAUCUCUUUUUCGUGGUCUUUCCUCACAUUCACAAUCAAUAUAUACAAUACCAAAAGAUUUACUUGAAAGAAUUUGGAGAACUUUAAAAUACAUUGAAGAAACCGAUAAAGAUGAAUUGAUUAGAUUUCAUGCUAGAAUUGGAAUUAGUGAUUUGAAUAUUAUUUCACAAGAAGAAAUGUUUAAUGUAUAG
Messenger RNA from Scutellospora calospora, 1205 nucleotides. NCBI's taxonomy places the organism in Eukaryota, Fungi, Glomeromycota, Glomeromycetes, Diversisporales, Gigasporaceae. The record is from the annotation of a GenBank genome assembly.